CUCGUGAAGUGCAUUAUCUUAUCUUUAGGUGUAUAAGUUUACGUGGCAUUUCUGAUUUUACAAAAGGAACAGUCACUGUCCUUUGAAAAAGUAUCAAAAUGUUAGCAAAGGUUUCUUCUGUGGUGACUUUGGUGGUAAUUGGUACAACAAUCUUGAUAGGAACAUGGCCUGUCGAAAUCGAGGGCAAUCGCAAUUUUGAUGGUGGGUAUUCUGAAACAAAGACAAGAAGAUUUUUGACGACAGAUCAUGCAGGUACAUUUGGAUGUCAAAACGAUGGAUAUGUUUUUGAUCCUCCAACAAAUUUGUGCCUGAAGUUCUAUGAAAGCCCAAAAUAUAACUGGACAGACGCCCAAAACUACUGUAACUCUAGUCAUGGACGUCUGGCGAUUAUAACUGGCGAUCAAAAGAUUAAAGAUGUACUGACUUUCUAUAAGGAUGGUGGGUACACGAGUCCACUCUGGGUCGGGGCUACUGAUUUUGGCAAUAGUCACGUGUUCACAUUCACCGAUGGUUCUAAGCUUACAUUUGACCCAUCCGAAGGGAAGGACCUGAAAGACCACAACUGCCUUUAUGUGACCGGUGGAUCGUACAAGGGUUUUGGCCCCUGUACUGAACGGCAUGGAUUUAUCUGUGAAAAAUAAGUAGCACUGUAUGAGAAUAAGAAUGAUUAAAUUGUAUUUUCUUAAGAAACGUUUGUGUUUCAC
Mercenaria mercenaria is the source of this 704-nucleotide messenger RNA. RefSeq names its product snaclec 1-like. Gene Ontology annotation, cellular component: external side of plasma membrane. Bases 99 to 641 code for a protein of 180 amino acids. Gene Ontology annotation, molecular function: carbohydrate binding. Lineage: Eukaryota; Metazoa; Mollusca; Bivalvia; Venerida; Veneridae. Gene Ontology annotation, biological process: biological process involved in interspecies interaction between organisms. The record is from RefSeq and is a predicted model, not a curated record. The transcript has 5 exons.